AUGAUGUUCAGCUCUCGUUCGUUCUUGACUUGCGUCCUGUCAGCUUUCUUCGUCAUUUCAAUGUUUACCACAUACAAUAGAAUCUACCAAGAAAAGCUUGCGUUGCGAAUAGUGGAGUCAAUGGAAAGGAGAAAAGAUGCUUGCGCCCCGAACAGUCUUGUUGAUCAGACACUUGAAUACUUUUUCAGUUUUAUUUCAUUCCAAAGGAAGUCUUCGUGUCUUUCUUUUAUUGAGUCGCAAACAGUAUCUAUUAUCUCUGAUAUAUCCUUAUUGGACGUGUUUUCGGAUGUCCUCUCCAACUCUAUAUUCGGAGUUCUCGGUCAUCUUGGCAGACACACAAAUCGGUUCUUUCGAGAAUUUUACGCCAAUGUUCCAAUACCAGCUAUGUUGCUGAUGACGAUCACUCUUGUAAGUACUGACUGCAUAUUCGCAACUGUUCGUAUAAAAACACCUUUCUUCACAUGGGAACCAAUGUGUAAGUUGCUGGUAAAGCGGUGA
Molecule: messenger RNA, 498 nt
Organism: Angiostrongylus costaricensis
Lineage: Eukaryota; Metazoa; Nematoda; Chromadorea; Rhabditida; Metastrongylidae
Source: the annotation of a GenBank genome assembly